AUGCGCUGUGGGAUGGCGCCAGAAACUGUAAAUCACACUUUAUUUGAGUGUCCGCCGGCUUUACAAGUUUGGGCAUUAUCUCCGAUCCCAACGGCUCCAGCUCACUUUCCAACAGGAGGUCUGUUUACCAAUAUGACACAAUUGUUUUGGCACUUGCCAAAUGAUGAAAGGAUGAAGAUGUACCCUUGGUUGAUUUGGUAUAUUUGGAAAGCCCGAAAUGACAAAGUUAUGGCCAAUGUGGAUUGGGACCCAAAUAAGAUAGUCGUUAAAGCAGAAGCGGAGUCCAUAGCAUGGACAAAGGCCCAGGAACGUCUAGAGACGACGGUUUACCCCCACACAGAAACCCAUGUGGAAUUAUCGGCGUCAGGUGACAUAUGUCAGGUGGAUGGGGCUUGGAAGGAAACAGAUUGUCGUGCUGGCCUAGGAUUGUAUUAUUUCAACACGAACACUCUUGAAAAACUUAUGGGAACGUGUAAUCUGAGGCGGGGAAUAUCACCACUUCAGACAGAGUUGGAGGCUCUCAUUUGGGCUAUGCAAUGUAUGCUAAGGAAUAAUAAAUUAAUAAUAGUGUUCCAGACGGACUGUUCCGAUGUGGUGAAAUGGUGUCUAAACCAGAGGAGUGGCCGGCUUUUUCACUACUACUUGAGGAGCUCGAUCGAGUUCACCAACUUGACCGGUUGGCCGAGUAGAUGGUCGAGCUGGUCUUCAAGGUGGCUUCCUCCUUCUUCCUUUGCGUAUCCAGUUGAGCUGCGUCCAUGCACCAAGUCCUUCCAUGCUCCUCACGUCUCAUAUGCUCCAGAAUGCUCCAAAAGACCUAUUUCAAAGGACCAAACAUGCAUAUGUAUGCAAAUGCAACCUAAACUACUAUGA
Molecule: messenger RNA, 870 nt
Organism: Microthlaspi erraticum
Lineage: Eukaryota; Viridiplantae; Streptophyta; Magnoliopsida; Brassicales; Brassicaceae
Source: the annotation of a GenBank genome assembly